AGGAAAAAAAACAAGGACAACGAUUACCCCAGUGGUGGCAGCAACGUGCUCAACCGCGUAAAUUCACCACCGAAGAAGAAAAGGCGGAAGUUACCAACAUUGCUGCGUUGGCUAGCUUUAUCAACCCUUUGCAGCCGUGAAAAUGUGCAAAGUGAGGAUGCUGCGGGAGCUGGUGAAGCAGCGACUAAACGUGGCCGUCGAGGAGAUCUUCCAACUCUUCGAGAGAACCAUCGCGGACUACGAGGAGGAACUUUGUCGAACCAAAGAGGAGAACGAGCGACAACGCGAACUACUGGACGCGGUUCUCAAGCCACAAGUUGGAAUACACGCGUCGGACAUCCAGCAAGUGUUGGUGGAGAGUGAAGAAGAGGUUCCCUCUGAGCAGCAGGAGGAGCCAACAGAGCCCCUUCAUGUCAAAGAAGAAGACGAGGAUGAGGAUGAGUGGACCAGCUACGGCGUCGAGCGCGAAGACGACAGUGCGCCUCGUGGACGCGGAGAGGAGAACCGAAGCGGCAUGAGCUGGGAAAUUGAAGCAAAAGCAGACGUGGACGACGACAUCUCCGCCUCUUCCGCCACCGAACUCAUUGCCGACGCCAAAGACGCAUCAUCGCAAGCGGCCGCGCCCGCGCCGCACUCCUCCGAGACGGACCCGACACCCAAGACCCCCAGAGGUGACCCGACGCAGCCCGCCGACAACGCGCAGUUCAUCUGCGCCGAAUGCGGCAAAACCUUCAGCCUGAAGGGGACGCUGAAGCGCCACAUGCGCACGCACACCGGAGAGAAACCCUUCAGCUGCGCGGUGUGCUCCAAAAGCUUCUCCACCAAGUCCGACAUGAAGACGCACGUGGAGACGCACUCGGGCCAGAAGCCCUUCGGCUGCACCGUCUGCGGCGAGACCUUCACGCUCAAGCAGUACUUGAAGAUCCACAUGAAGCGCCACUUUGCCGACAAGCCCUUCAGCUGCACCGUCUGCGCCAAACGCUUCUUCACCAAGGCGCACCUGAAGACGCACAUGAGGACGCACACGGGGGAGAAACCCUUCAGCUGCGAGGUGUGCGGCCGCUGCUUCUUCUGCAAGCGGGACGUCAGGACGCACAUGAGGACGCACACCGGGGAGAAACCCUUCACCUGCCCCGUGUGCAAUAAAGGCUUCUCCACCAAAGCGUACGUCACCAUGCACAUGAGGACGCACACCGGCGAGAGACUCUUCAGCUGCGACGUCUGUCACAAAAGGUUCACCUUUAAGACGCAAGUUAAUAGCCACGUGUGUAUCGGGCAGAAAAAAAAGCAGUAA
Messenger RNA from Hippocampus comes (tiger tail seahorse), 1294 nucleotides. Its product is annotated as gastrula zinc finger protein XlCGF57.1-like. The coding region runs from base 143 to 1294 and encodes 383 amino acids. The record is from RefSeq and is a predicted model, not a curated record. The transcript has 3 exons. Lineage: Eukaryota; Metazoa; Chordata; Actinopteri; Syngnathiformes; Syngnathidae. Gene Ontology annotation, biological process: regulation of gene expression. Gene Ontology annotation, cellular component: nucleus.